AUGACGUACGUCAAAGGGACGUUCUACGCGUUCAUCACCGCGAUAUUAUACGCCUUGGUUUCCAUUUUCAGUAAAGUGUUGGACGAGAGGCACAGAUCGAUAUAUUUCGCGCUUCUGUCCGCGUACGUCAUGCUUUGGAUCGUGUUUGCGCCUUUGCAGGUGAUAGAGCGACAUCAAGAAGGAGGAGAGGAAGUCGGAGGAGAGGAAAAAGUAAACAAAAUCGGAAAAAUGACGAGCGAUAAAGUUAUUCGUUACGACCAGUCCGAAGGCGUGGAGAAGAAGCUUCGCAGGCAUAAGAUGUACGACAGUUAUGCGUUUCUUCCCGGCUUGGUCGGAGGAAACCGAGAACACAUGGAAAGUAUUACUACUACUACUACUACUACUUCUCCUCCUUCUUCUUCUUCUUUCGCCGUCGUCGGCGUCGUCGCUGACGUUGAAAAAGGCGAAAAAGAUCCAAAAAAGUUCAGCAGACUCUGUUGCCGGCCAAACGAGAAAACGCUCGCUCUCAUCAUGAUGGUGGUUUUUGAUUUUAUAGGGAAUUAUUCGGCGAUUCUUUGCUUCAAAUUUACUUCAGUAACGUCGGGAACGAUUAUUCAAACAGCCACGGUGCCCAUCUCGUGUACUCUCGGGUUUCUCUUCAUGAAUCGGAGGUAUUCUAGGCGGCACGUAGUGGGCGCUUUCGUGUCCAUGGCGGCUCUCCUCUUCCUCAUCGUCUGCGACAGUUUAGAGGUAAAUGAAGAGGGUAACAACGUACCGCAUCCGGACAAAAAUCCGAGACUUGGAGAUGCGCUCGCGUUUUUCGCCGCCAUCUGCUUUUCGGCGACGAAUAUUUUGCAGGAAUAUUCAAUCGAUAGCGGAGUGUACCAAAACGAAAUUUUGGCCGCGUUUGGAUUUUACGGCACUCUUUUCGCGAUAGUAGCGAUUUUCGCGGAGCACAAGUGGAACUUCGAACUUUUGAUGAACUUCUUCGCUAGAAUAGAGCACCACGACGUUAUGAUAUACAUAUUGACUUCGGUGACGUUGUUCGCUUCCUUUGCGAGUGCAUACAGAGCUUUAAAAUACGUCGACGCUGGCACGUUCAACGUUGUUUUAUUACAACAGAGUCUAUUAGUCGGCAUGGUGCGCUUCUUCGGCUUCGAGGGUGGAUUCAGUUCUACCACGCAGGCUGUGGUUUUUGUUGGCACGUUCACGGUACAAGCGAUUGGUAUACUCGUCUACGCAACUGCCGGGGACGUCAAGCACCGCGAGGAAACCUCGGGAAGCGAGAGCGAGAAACGAUCGAUUUUAUUAGCGCCGGCGAAACAAUAG
Messenger RNA from Bathycoccus prasinos, 1308 nucleotides. RefSeq lists its product with no specific name. Gene Ontology annotation, biological process: transmembrane transport. The record is from RefSeq and is a predicted model, not a curated record. Gene Ontology annotation, cellular component: membrane. The transcript has a single exon. NCBI's taxonomy places the organism in Eukaryota, Viridiplantae, Chlorophyta, Mamiellophyceae, Mamiellales, Bathycoccaceae. Gene Ontology annotation, molecular function: transmembrane transporter activity. Bases 1 to 1308 code for a protein of 435 amino acids.